AUGCCUCGAGUCAGGAUUUUUCUGGGUUCAUUUUUCUUAGAUAAUGUUGUACCUCCUCCUGGCUAUGGCACACAAGAGCAAUAUUCAAUUGAAUUGUAUGGAAAGUUUGCUCCGAGAAAUGGGGCAAUAAGUUUACCUGCUUUAAACCACUUUUACUGGGACACAUUUUUACCUUUAACUGGAAUUCACAGUGUGGUUCAUAGGAGUAUAGUUGGAACAGCAAAUGGAAUAAAUGAAUGUGCAACAAUUCUGUUGAGAGAUGGGCAAGGAAAGCAAGCUCAGUUGUUUACUGCUAAGAUACUUUUCAGGUAUCCAAUCGUUGGUCAUAUGUUAUUCCGUCAACUCAAAAAUCACCCUUGGGCAGAUACAACAAUACUUGUUGAAUAUUUAACACAUGCUGAUGGUAAAAGCACUAAUAAAACUGGUGAUCACCGUUGGGCAGUGCAUGAUAAUCCACCAGGGAGAGAUUUUUACAAUUGGACUGGAAGGUGUCUAAGUGCUGGCAAUGUAUAUAAUCCCUGGAAUUCAUUACCAAGUGAUGGUCCAUGUUUUCUUGAGACAUGCAGGGUAGGUGAUCUGUCUGGGAGACACGGAUCACUAACAAUAGCUGGUUCUAAAAUCGAAGCUCAAAAUAUUACAAGACGUUUAUAUACUGAUACUCUGCUCCCAUUACAAGGACCUCGAAAAGUUCUUGGGAAGUCUCUCGUUAUUUAUGAUGAUAUUGGCACUGCUCUGCGUGGCGAUCGUUUAGCUUGCGCUGCGUUUGUGCCAGUUUAUAGAAGAAAAGCUGUGGCCAAAGAUUGGUUUCCAAAUGGAGGUCCCAUAAAGUUUAAAGGUAAAAUUGAAAUAACGCAGCAAUCAGAAUAUGAUAGGACCAACAUCGAAAUUGAGUUAAUUAAUUUAGAUAGCAGAGAUUAUAACAACUAUUAUAUUCAUGAAUCUCCUGUAGAGGUUGAUCUUGAAUUUCCAUGUGAACCAGAAACUUUAGGUGGUACUUAUGAUCCUUUAAAAGUUAAAAAGAAAAAUACUACAUCGGCAGGAGAGUAUGCAGUAGGUGAUCUGAGCAGUAAAAUUGGACAUCUUGACAGGAAAACUGAAUUUCAUGCUACGUACAAUGAUUCAAUGCUGCCCCUUUUUGGUUAUUCUGCUGUAAUCGGGCGAUCAAUUGCUAUUCAUGGUUUGGGCACAACACAGGUCCAUGAUGUUCGACGAGCGUGUGCCACCCUGGAACGAGGCUACAGUCCUGGUGAAGCGCGCGAACUCAGGGCUGUAGCUUCGUUUCAUAAUCCUGCUGGACAUGCCUAUGGAUAUGUUAGGUUUUCUCAACUAGUCUAUGGAGAUGGCGAAGAAAGUGAUACAAUUAUUGAGGUAAAUUUACGCCAUCCUGGAGCACAUGAUCGCAACGUAUCAAGAGGACACCGCUGGCAAAUUUUUGUAAAUCCUGUUGGUGUUGAUGCCACUGUUAAAACUUUUGCUACUCGAUGUGUGGCUGGAGGAUAUACUUGGAAUCCAUUUUAUACCCAAUUAGCUGAUCCUCAGAAUACAGAAUUAUAUGAUCAGGAAUGCGGCCCUGAUAAUCCGUUAAGGUGUUAUGCUGGAGACGUAUCUGGUCGGCUCGGUGUAUUAGACUUAGGUGUUGGUAGACAGGUUUUUACAGAUCCUCUCUUCCCAUUAGAGGGCCCAGCUAAUGCAUUAGGACGAUCAUUAGUUAUACUAGGACCAAAUGGAUCAAAUGAUCGAUACGCAUGUGCAAAUAUUGAACCUGAACAUGAUAUUGUUAAAUAUGUUAAUAUACGCAGGCCACCCAAGUUUGUAGUAGCUCAAUUUCUUCAGCAGGUUCGGAGGGUGAUGGGCUUACCACCAUGGAUGCUCUCAGUUGACUCUCGAAAAACCAAAAUUUUGCAUAAUGGUGGUUGUGUGCAACUUGUGGUUCAUUUUAAAGGACCGAUAGCCGGUAAGUUGGAGCAGGAUUUCUCUAGAUUGGUGGGUUCUGGAAGGUUGGAAGAACCUACUUUAUAUAUUCCUGGUUAUACUGACAGCAAAAGAAAGAAAUCUAUAUCAUACAGUGUGUGUUCAACAACUGAUAGUAGGAAUAGAAAUAAUAAAAAUUCUUCCAAUUUAACUCAAGACCAAAUGGACAUGCCGUGCUGUUCCAAAUCGCUGUUUGAAAAAUUUGAUAAAUCGAUGUCUGAGAAGACGAUUGCGAUUCCAUUAAAUGGAGGAGUUUCAGGGUGUACAGUAAAAAGCUUGGAUAAAUCGAAAUACAAAAGCCUCAAAUAUAGACUUCAAAAUGAUACUCAAAAAAGUGAUCCUACAAAUAUAAUUUUCAAAACUUCGGAAUAUCAUAAUAAUUCUUCAGAAAAUACUGAUCAAAUAGAAAAAUCAUCAAUACAUUGCAAACCAGUUUUGCAACCUAAAAGUCAAAGUUUUGACUGUUCAGAUGCGAUAAUUUUAGAAAAAGAGUAUGACAAAAAUGGUAUAUCUCAAGAAAAUCAAUCGUCUACUCCUAGACUAGAUGAUGCUAUCGAAAGAAUACGAGCUUUACGGUCAAGAAAGAUUUCUGAAAAAGACGAUAUUUUAUCAAUUUUAAAAUUUGGAAAUGAUAUGUUUCGGCAAGAAAAUUCGUUGAAUGAACAUAUAGGGCUAAAUUCGCCGAGUUCCAGUGAUUCAAUGAGAACGAAAAAGAAUUCUAGAAUGAAUGUUUCCCCAACUUUAGGACCAACUAAAAUAGCUUUACCUAAUGGGAAAAUAGUAAAACCCAAAACCCUAGCGGAAAAGCGACGUUUGUUACGAAGGGAGUUUGAAUCAGAAAUGCGUUCCAAAAUGCAAAUUAAUGAUCAACUUCUAGAACGUCAGAUACUUCGUCAGAAGUCCAAUAACAAACGAACAGAAAGCAGCGAUGUUAGAGAAAGAUUAUUAUACGACAAUGCUCCUAUGACUCGGCUAAGCUGGAAUCGUGCGAACUGA
This is a messenger RNA of Ctenocephalides felis (cat flea), 2967 nucleotides long. RefSeq lists its product as uncharacterized. NCBI's taxonomy places the organism in Eukaryota, Metazoa, Arthropoda, Insecta, Siphonaptera, Pulicidae. Gene Ontology annotation, molecular function: metal ion binding. The record is from RefSeq and is a predicted model, not a curated record. Gene Ontology annotation, biological process: superoxide metabolic process.